Sesamum indicum (sesame) is the source of this 2080-nucleotide messenger RNA. RefSeq lists its product as uncharacterized. Gene Ontology annotation, molecular function: protein heterodimerization activity; RNA polymerase II general transcription initiation factor activity; core promoter sequence-specific DNA binding. Lineage: Eukaryota; Viridiplantae; Streptophyta; Magnoliopsida; Lamiales; Pedaliaceae. Gene Ontology annotation, cellular component: nucleus. The record is from RefSeq and is a predicted model, not a curated record.
AAUAUUUAAUGAACAAAAUUUAUUUGUAACUGAUAUGUUGAAAUUUUUUAUAUUGGUACAAUAAAUAAAAAGAAAAAGUAUAAUCAGGUCCACCAGGUUAGACCCUUCCCCCCCCUCCCCCGAUGGAUUUUAUACCGGGGCGGGGCCCGGGUCUGUCUCGAAGUUGGCGAGGGAGGGGGGGUUUCAGGUCCACCCAAACUCACCCCGUUGCCGCCCCAGGAUGUAGGUCACGUGCCUAACACAUUGCAGUUUAGUAUUUUUAGUUGGAGGAAUAAUUGAUCAUUUUUCCAAUAGUAGCAUAUGAGUGCUUCAUUUGCCCUAGUUGAUUCACUUGUGAAAGACAUGAUUUUUUGAGUUGCUUCUACUUGACUUCAACUUAUAAAAAUAUGGGAAUGAUAUGAUUCAAUUUUUAUGAGAGAAGAGAGAAAUCACUAUGUUUUUUAUCCUAAUUCCUUCAAAAUUUAUUUUUUUUUCCCUCAAAUGUAUUUACAUCAAAAAUGGUUUCAAUAUGAAAAAUAAACCAAUUUCUCUUUGGCCAAAAAUAUUUAACGAUCGCAUGUUAAACAUGUACACUACACCAUUAAAUUGUAGAUAAAAAAGUAAAUGAGAACAAAAAGUGCUAUUUUUUAUGAAUAACGAGAAUUAAAACUGCCAAUCCCAUAAUAAAUAGGACAAAAAUAACUCCUACUCAAAUAUAAUGGUGUGUUGACCUCCAAGACACAUUGAAUAUUAUGUAAUUUAACUCAAUAAAUCUAUCUCUUUGAAUAUUUUGAUCGACGCCACUACUAAUUUAUGAUGGUGCAUUCCUUUGGUGCCAACUUUUACUUUUUUUCAACUUUUACUUUACCAAAGAAAAAAGUCAAUGUGGUACCUCUUACGUGAAACCCCCGUUACGUGCGUAGCAAUUUCAUAUUUUUUCUUUAUUCCAAUUCUCGUUCUCAUCAUCAGUUGAGUUCAGUACGUCGUGCUUUAUCACUUGAACCUCCCCCUCCUCUACAGUGCAAUCCCUUCACACAUACACCAGUAUCAGGGGGAAAAUUUUCUCUGCCUUUUCAUUUUUUUUGAAUUUUUAUUUUCUCAAAACCACUAUUUCUACGUACUCAUCGAGAGAAUUAGCACCCAGUAUCUGCUUUUCGGAUCUGAACCGAAUAAUAUAGUUUGUUUAUGCUUUUUUCAAUCAUUAUAUCAAUCAUUGUUUUUCCGGGUUUUUCUUAAUUUCUCUGUUUCUCACUCUCUCUUGUUGAUUAGUUUUUUUCCGCGUUAGGUUUCUGACGACGGAUAGUUGGAUUAGCUUGAUUGGGUUAGGGGGUCUUGUGUGUUUUUUAUUCUGUUAUUAGUGUUUUGAGUUGAACUUUUUAUUAUGGUUGAACAAAUCUGAUUGCGCCAUGAGGAAGAAGCUUGAUACUCGUUUCCCCGCUGCUCGUAUUAAAAAGAUCAUGCAAGCUGAUGAGGAUGUUGGGAAGAUUGCAAUGGCAGUACCUGUUUUAGUCUCCAAGGCUUUGGAAUUGUUUCUGCAAGAUCUUUGUGAUCGUACAUACGGCAUAACCAUACACAGAGGGGCAAAGACUGUUAGUUCGCUGCACUUAAAGCAAUGCGUGCACAGUUAUAAUGUGUUUGACUUUUUGAGAGAAGUUGUCAGCAAGGUUCCUGACUAUGGUAAUUCUGAUGCUGCAGCUGAUACAUCGAAAAGAAGUGCCAGGAAAGUUGUGGCCAACGAAUCGAAUGACAGUGAUGAAGAGUUGAAAAGAGGCACUAUGCAAGAAACAUGCCAACAUGCCAGUAGCACUGGCAGGGGAAGAGGAAGAGGUAGAGGAAGAGGACGUGGACGGGGCAGCAGAGGCAUAGAGAGAGAAUCUUCUCGACAAGAGGUGGAUUCUAGCUCGACUACGUCUCUGCAAAGCAUCAAACAGAUCUUGAGUCCAAGGAGUCCAAUAGAGAAUAACUCAGAGUUGAAUGAAUCAUCAAAGGAGAACAUCAAAGUUACUGAUGGUGUCAAUUCUGACUCCAGGAACUUUGAUCUGAACACCGGACUAGAUGAAGCUUCAGAUAAAAUGGGAUCUACCACUGCUGCAGUGGCGGC